AUUAUUCUAAAAGGAGAUUGCUUGUUUUAUAAUUCUAAAAAGGAGGGUUUGAUUGGCAUAAAAGACAUUCAAUACAUCCAUCAUAUGGGACAGCUGCUCACUAUCUAUUUCACUUCAAAUCAAACAAAGAAGUUUAAAAAGCUGGAACUUAUAGAUUUAUUUGGCUAUCAGUCUUUCAUUCUCUCCUUGCAGUCCCUUUUCAAUCAGAUACACUCAAACAACUCCUAUUUGGGCGCAAAACCGGAUAUUGACAAACCAGACGACUUCAAAUCUUUUCUAAUUUAUGACCAACAAGACUCUGUUGACAGCAGUACUCCUACUGAUAUAUCCGAUGAAAAUUUUCUUGAAUACCUUCACUCACCUGACAACUCAAUAUUAAAACCGGCAAGCCCUAAUCUGCAUCAUUCCAUACACGAUUAUUACAUAAGUGCAUCUCACAAUACUUACCUCUUUGGUAAUCAACUUUCAGGUGCAUCCUCCACAAUCGGCUAUAUCAGGUCCCUUUUAUUAGGAUGCCGAUCUGUUGAAAUCGACGUUUGGAAUGGGGACGAUGGAAAUCCCAUAGUUUACCAUGGUCAUACCCUCACUCAACCAAUCCCAUUUGUUGAGAUACUAACAACUGUCAAAAAUUUCGCCUUCGUUGCAUCGAACUUGCCAUUAAUUUUAUCUGUAGAGACACAUUGUGACGUCCAACAACAAGAUAAAAUGGCACAUUUGCUCAUCAACAUACUUGGUGAUUCUCUCAUAACUCAGAAACUUCAACACGACCCAAGCAGUUUACCAUCCCCGGAGCAAUUGCGGAAUAAAAUACUUUUCAAAACUAAAAAUAGACUUCUUAAUAAGGAGAAGUCAAUUUCAUAUGAUGAUUACUUCACCUCAUCGGAAAACUCCUCAAGCUCGGAUUUAGAGAAAAGGUCAUUCAGCAAUUUCAUUCAGAAAGUCACCAGACGUGCCAGUGCUUCAUCCGACAGGUCAUCAAAUAGCUCAGCAGGCUCACCACGUUUCGUUGAUAGCAUUGGUAAUAUACCAUCUAAUAACAGGAUGUCUCAAAAAUUACUAGAUCUACUGAUAUACACAGUAGGAGUAAAGUUUAGAGGCUUUAACAAAAAGGAACACUACAAUAUUGAACAUAUCUUCAGUCUUUCUGAUAGAUCUGCACGGAAAUGUAUAAAUACAAGUUCAGCUGAGUUCAUAAAGCAUAAUCGCAAUCAUCUUACAAGAAUAUACCCACAUGGUGCUAGAGUAAAGAGCACGAACUUCGAUGCUCUCGACUAUUGGGCUGUUGGAUGUCAACUAAUUGCGCUCAACUACCAGACCGUUGAUUUGGCGAUGUGGUUCAAUUUUGCAAUGUUUAAUGGCAAUCAAGGGUUUGUUUUGAAGCCAUCUCCGUUACUCCACAAAGACGAGAAGAAACUUCUGGAUGUAAUCACACCUGUGAAUGUGACUUUUCGUGUGAUAUGUGGACAGCAAUUACCGAAGGAUAUCAAUCAGGUCUCUGUGGAAAUAUACACACCGCGCUCAUUUAAUAAUGCACCAUUAAAGCAGUCAACUAAGACCUCUACAGAAGCCAUCAACCCUGUAUGGAAUGACGUACUGUCUUUCAGCGUCAAUGUGAGGGCUUCAAUGACAGAGCUAGUCGUUGUUAAGUUUAAUCUACAUAAUAGUCAGUCAGAGGACAUAAUAGCAAGCUACGCCAUAACGCUUGCAAACAUUCGACAAGGAUACCGCAACGUGCCACUCCAUGAUGCACAAUUGAACAAAAUAAUAUUCAGCAAAUUGUUCGUGUAUAAUAGCAUAAAGUAGAUGACUGAUGAGGUCAUUAAGAGGGCAGUGCGUGAGAUCGUAUAAAACUUCAAUAGUGUUUAUUUUUGUACAAUUUAUGCCUAGAUGGGUUACAUAAACUUACAUGAGUUGCUCACCUCACAGGCC
Wallemia mellicola CBS 633.66 is the source of this 1929-nucleotide messenger RNA. RefSeq names its product PLC-like phosphodiesterase. The transcript is spliced from 2 exons. Gene Ontology annotation, biological process: lipid metabolic process; phosphatidylinositol-mediated signaling. Lineage: Eukaryota; Fungi; Basidiomycota; Wallemiomycetes; Wallemiales; Wallemiaceae. Gene Ontology annotation, molecular function: phosphatidylinositol-4,5-bisphosphate phospholipase C activity. The coding region runs from base 85 to 1803 and encodes 572 amino acids. The record is from RefSeq and is a predicted model, not a curated record.